This is a messenger RNA of Achroia grisella, 1409 nucleotides long. RefSeq names its product ubiquitin-like modifier-activating enzyme 5 (gene Uba5). Gene Ontology annotation, biological process: protein ufmylation. The transcript is spliced from 9 exons. The record is from RefSeq and is a predicted model, not a curated record. The coding region runs from base 1 to 1182 and encodes 393 amino acids. NCBI's taxonomy places the organism in Eukaryota, Metazoa, Arthropoda, Insecta, Lepidoptera, Pyralidae. Gene Ontology annotation, cellular component: cytoplasm; cytosol. Gene Ontology annotation, molecular function: UFM1 activating enzyme activity.
AUGGCUACGAUAGAAGAAUUGAAAAAGAAGGUGGAGCAGCUGGAAGCUAAGCUGGCUGCCGUACAAGGCAAUGCCGGGCCUGUUAGACAGAAAAUAGACGUAAUGUCCUCGGAAGUUGUCGACUCAAAUCCCUACAGUCGACUAAUGGCGCUCAAAAGGAUGGGUAUAGUGGAUAACUAUGAGAAAAUCCGUGAGCUGUCCGUGGCCGUGGUCGGAGUGGGCGGAGUUGGAAGUGUAACUGCCGAGAUGCUCACCAGAUGUGGUAUUGGGAAGUUGAUCUUGUUUGAUUAUGACAAAGUGGAGUUUGCUAACAUGAACCGGCUGUUCUUCCAACCGCACCAAGCCGGUCUAAGCAAGGUGGACGCUGCAGCUGCAACACUGCAAAAUAUUAAUCCAGAUGUAGCUAUCGAUGCCUACAAUUACAACAUCACGACGGUUGAGAAUUUCCAGAAGUUCUGUGACACCAUCAGUACGGGAAGUCUGACGGGCGGCCCUGUGGAGCUGGUGCUGAGCUGUGUAGACAAUUUCGAGGCCCGCAUGGCGAUCAACACCGCCUGCAACGAGCUCAACCAGAACUGGUUCGAGUCCGGUGUGAGUGAGAACGCUGUGUCCGGCCACAUACAGCUCAUCAUACCCGGGGAGACUGCGUGUUUUGCUUGCGCCCCGCCGCUGGUGGUAGCUUCGAAGAUCGACGAGAAGACGCUGAAGCGUGAGGGUGUCUGCGCGGCCAGCCUCCCCACCACUAUGGGCAUUGUAGCUGGAUUUUUAGUUCAAAACACUCUAAAGUAUCUUUUGGAGUUUGGGACAGUCAGCCAUUAUUUAGGAUACAGUGCAUUAACAGAUUUCUUCCCCACAAUGAGUUUGAAGCCUAACCCCCAGUGUGACGAUCGCUACUGUCUGGUGCGACAGGCCGAGGUACGGUCGCGGCCCGCAGUCGAGCUGGCCACUGAAGUCACCGAGGAUACCGGCCCUGUACAUGCUGACAACGAGUGGGGAAUCAGUCUAGUGGACGAAAACACGCCAGAUGAAGACGAUACGUCCAAUUUAAAGCUGGUCGACGGUAUUCAGGUGGCGUACAGCAUCCCAGUAGAUAACAGCACUCCGGAGUCAAGCACGGGCGGCGCGGUGGCAGCCUCCGAGCUUUCACUCGAAGAACUUAUGCAGCAAAUGAAAUCUAUGUAAGCUUAUCGACUUCAAAGCUCCACGUUUUCUAUCAGCACUUCCUCUCAUAUUCAUAAAGACGUGUAAAUGAUGUUGUACUAUUUUGUCUCUUUCUGACGAAUGAUUUUUUUUUAAUUUAAAAGACGGUGACAAAGUAUAUCUUAGUUAAAAUUGGUUUGACGUCCUCGAUGAUAUAGCGGUUUAGUACAUUGCUUUAUUUCCGAGGGUUGUGAGUUUCAUUCCUCGAA